UCGAGACAUUGUUGCAAAAUAAACCUGAGACUUGUCGAGCUAGCUGCCUGUGAUGGUUCUCUGGAUUCGAUCGGGAACGGUGGCCGAACUAUUCUUCAGUCUGAGGAUAAGCUACAGUUCAACAACUAUUGGAUAUGGUUUGUCGUUAUCUACUAGACCGCGUGGCAUACAUUAUUCAUCCAACUAGUGGUAGGCAAUACAUUUUACAGUGUACCGUAUUGUAGCCUAUACAGUAGUCUUUGUUUUGCAUUAGAGGCGAGACCAGAAAAUUGUCACUCUUUCCCAGAAUAUUUAUUACACAUUAAUAACAUUAUCAUUACUUACACAAUAGUAACACUAUCUUCACUUACACAAUAGUAACACUAUCUUCACUUACACAUUAGUAACACUAUCAUUGCAAAAUAAGAAAUGGAUGAAUCAAACGGUCCUUCAAAAAGGACUAUUCUGUGUUUAUUUGACGUGGACGGCACUCUUACCCCACCGAGAGAGAAAAUUGACCCUAAGCUGGAUGAGUUUUUCCAGUCUCUGCGCAGGAAAGUGAAGAUCGGCAUAGUGGGUGGAUCAGACUACUCAAAGAUCGCAGAACAGCUGGGGGAGGGAGAUGAAGUGAUACAGAAGUUUGACUAUGUGUUUGCUGAGAAUGGCACAGUGCAGUACAAAGACGGGAAGCUCCUUUCCAAACAGGUGGGUGUCACUGAGGCCAUCCAGAACCAGAUAGGAGAGGAACUACUGCAGGACCUCAUUAACUUCUGUCUCAGCUACAUGGGGCUGAUCAAGCUUCCCAAGAAAAGGGGCACCUUUAUCGAAUUCCGCAACGGAAUGCUGAACAUCUCCCCCAUUGGCCGGAGCUGCACACUUGAGGAGCGAAUCGAAUUCUCUGAAAUUGACAAGAGAGAGAAAAUCCGGGAGAAGUUUGUUGCGGCCCUGCAGGAGGAGUUUGCUGGGAAGGGUCUACGAUUUACUAGAGGUGGUCUCAUCAGUUUUGACGUGUUCCCUGAAGGCUGGGACAAGAGGCUCUGUCUGGACGUGCUGGAGGGGGAGGGCCUGGACACUAUCUACUUCUUUGGCAACGAGACGUCGUCUGGGGGAAACGACUAUGAGAUCUUCAACGACCCGCGCACCAUUGGUUUCACAGUAUACUCACCAGAGGACACAGCCAGGCACUGUCGAGAGAUUUUCUUCAAAGCUCCCACCAAUGAGUCGUGAUAAAUCGUGCAGCAGGCACUCUCACAGUCAGCAUCCCCUGGGUUCCCCCUGUUGUUGAGGGCAGUUACUAAGAGCACCUGAAGGAGAAGAGCUGGGAAUGGGAGGUAAACCACUACAGAUUUCUAAUCAAUGCGUUGUUGUUGUAUAAUAUUACUCUAACUAGCACUGGGCAUAUAAAGGGAUCAUCAGUAAUUCACAUUGGCUGGACUCCCAUGGAAAGUACUAUGAGAUGUGGACAGAUCUGCUUUUGAAAAGGGAUGGUAGCUCAAACAAUGGAAGUUUACUAAUGUUUUCAGUUUUUUAUCAUGACUAAGUGUUUCUCUAAGGUUUUCAUGUAAUAUCUGACUAUUUAACAUCUAUCAACCCAAUGGUUUUUGUAGCGUGUCCCUGUAUUUGUAUGUAACAUCAAAUGAACCAUAAUGUCUUAUAGGCCCUCCUGUAAGACAAUCGUCUUGUGAAUAUCAUGUGAAGAUGUCUAUACAUUUUGAGUAUAUAAUGUAAAUACCCACUUGUGUUUUGCACUAACAUUGAUACAGUUAUCUGACUAACUGGGUUUUGGAUCAUUUGUUUUCUUUGUGAAUGUAGGAAGUGACUGGUGUUGUCUUUGAACAAAAUGGAGCGAGACAGGAGAGAGAAAAUGUUUUUUUUUGCUCUGUGCCAGUCCACUUUCAGAUUAAGUGCCAAUAGAAAGUCUGCAUCCCCUUGAAUUUGUUUCACACUUUGUUGUGUUACAAAGUGGGAUUGAAAUAGAUUCAUUGUAAUUGUUUGUCAAGUUUUUUACAAAUGUAAAAA
Oncorhynchus gorbuscha (pink salmon) is the source of this 1998-nucleotide messenger RNA. RefSeq names its product phosphomannomutase 1-like. Gene Ontology annotation, cellular component: cytosol. The coding region runs from base 409 to 1206 and encodes 265 amino acids. Gene Ontology annotation, biological process: mannose metabolic process; GDP-mannose biosynthetic process; protein N-linked glycosylation. Gene Ontology annotation, molecular function: phosphomannomutase activity. The record is from RefSeq and is a predicted model, not a curated record. NCBI's taxonomy places the organism in Eukaryota, Metazoa, Chordata, Actinopteri, Salmoniformes, Salmonidae. The transcript is spliced from 8 exons.